This is a messenger RNA of Frankliniella occidentalis (western flower thrips), 806 nucleotides long. RefSeq lists its product as uncharacterized. The transcript has 4 exons. NCBI's taxonomy places the organism in Eukaryota, Metazoa, Arthropoda, Insecta, Thysanoptera, Thripidae. The coding region runs from base 108 to 806 and encodes 232 amino acids. The record is from RefSeq and is a predicted model, not a curated record.
CAGGUGGUGCUCGUGUUUGCUCAAGACAAAACACAUGUCUUCUGCUAUAUAACCUGCCGCUUGGUUCUCAUCGGCACAGUUCAGUCCCCUGAGCACAUUGUCCCACCAUGACCAAGUACAUCAUUGCCGUCCUCGCCAUCGGCGCCAUCCAGGCUGCCAGCGCCGCACCCGAGCCUCUCAUCUCUCCCCUGGGAGUGACUCGAGGCUUCCUCGACGCGGCGAAGACCAAGGUGGGCGCUGCUCAGGGCAUCACCAACGCCGCCAUCCAGGCCGGCAGCGACGGCAUCAACCUGGGUCUGGAUGCCGUUCAGGGCGUGGAAGCUGUCAAGUCCAACGCCCUCCGCGGGGCCGUCAACAUCACCAGAAACUUGGGCACUGAGGUCAUCACCCAGACCCGAAACAUCGCCAACCACCUGCCCUCCGCCCUCGGCAUCCGCGGCGUUGCCAACCUCGGCCUUAGUGGUGCUCAGGGCGCCCUGGACCUUGGCGCCAACGCUGCCACCGGCGUCUUUACCGGAGCUCAGGCCCUCGUCAACGGCACCCUUGAUGCUGGCCGCACCGUGAGCACCGGCGUGUCUGGCGCUGCUCAGACCGGCGUCAACUUCGCCGGCAACGUGCCAUUGGUGCCGCGCAGAACGCCGCCGGCAGAGUGGCCAACACUCUCACCGGAGGCCUCGCGGGCCGUCUUGGACUUACCGGCAACGGCGGCGCCUCCGGAGGCAUCAGGCUGGGCUAGAGAUAUGGACACGACGACACCCUUGGGCGUCGAAGCCCAAUGCCAUGGAAGUAAAAAAUAUAAAUUAUAA